This is a messenger RNA of Aspergillus fischeri NRRL 181, 4221 nucleotides long. RefSeq names its product putative ABC multidrug transporter. Gene Ontology annotation, biological process: transmembrane transport. NCBI's taxonomy places the organism in Eukaryota, Fungi, Ascomycota, Eurotiomycetes, Eurotiales, Aspergillaceae. The transcript has 8 exons. Gene Ontology annotation, molecular function: ATP binding; ABC-type transporter activity; ATP hydrolysis activity. Bases 1 to 4221 code for a protein of 1406 amino acids. The record is from RefSeq and is a predicted model, not a curated record. Gene Ontology annotation, cellular component: membrane.
AUGCCGGCCCACCUUCCCCAACACCUUGGUGGUACACCGAUUGACACCUCACAUGAAGUCGGAACUCAAACGGAGGUGGCUUCAAGAUCUCAUGUUGUUUCAUCGCGAGGGGAUGAGGAUGCCAUUGCUGAGAUUCAUCGCACCCUGACAGGACGGAGUCACCAGGGAGUUGGUCAACAUCCCGAGCCCCAUUCCUCGUUCGACAGCUUCUUGGAAGCAGAACUUCGAGCUGGAAGGAGAAAGCCAAGUCUUGGUGUCUGCUUCCAGUCAAUCACAACAUGGGGAGCUGGUGAAGCUCACACGACUGUGAAGACACUAGGAACAGCUCUGUGGCGUACACUAACACUACAAGAUAUCUAUGAAUGGACAAUACAGCCCCUGUUUUCGCCUAGAAAGCCACAAGAUGGACGCCUCCUUAUUCGAGAUUUCUCUGGCGUGGCUCGGACCGGAGAAAUCAUGCUAGUUUUAGGCAGACCGGGAGCCGGGUGUUCAACGUUCCUUCGAACAGUUGCUGGCUACCAUUCUUCUUUCUUAGGGGUGACCGGGCAUAUCGAUUACUCAGGCCUUACUUUGGAGCAUGUGACGAAGUACUACCGCGGCGAGGUGAUCUAUGUGCCAGAGGACGAUGCGCAUUUUCCCACUCUCAACGUUCAGCAAACACUGGAAUUCGCUCUUCAGAGUAAGACGCCCAAAAGGUAUCGAGAGCGAAUCCCACGAUAUCUCGAGAUCUACGGCAGGGUUUUUGGUAUGUCCCAUACCAUGAAGACCCUCGUGGGGAACGAGUAUAUUCGUGGUGUGUCUGGAGGAGAACGAAAACGACUCUCUAUAAUUGAAUCGCUUGCAACCGAUUCCUCAGUCGUGUGCUGGGAUAAUUCUACUAGAGGCCUAGAUGCCUCGUCGGCGUUGGACUACGUCCGCAGUCUUCGGAUUAUGACUGACACAUGCGGAAAGGCGACCCUACUGACCUUGUACCAAGCGUCUGACGCCAUUUUUGAUUUGGUUGAUAAGGUUCUGCUCAUUGACGAAGGGCGAAUGCUCUACCAGGGUCCAGCGUAUGAAGCGAAAGGCUACUUUGAGAAUCUGGGCUACCAAUGUGCGGAAAUGCAAACUGUAUCCGAUUUUCUGACCAGCAUUACAAUCCCUGAGCGACGGAGGUUCCGGCCUGGUUGGGAAAACCGCGCCCCAAAGGGAGCGAUUGAACUAGAGGAUGCGUUUCGAAAAAGUGCGGCUUUCCAUCGAAUACUGGAAGACAUUCGGAACUAUGAGGAAAAGCAGUCGGAUUGCGAUCGUGGGAGCCUGAAGGAAUUCAAGAGCACGAUACAAACCGAAAAGUCUCGUUUUGUCUCCCCCAAAUCUCCGUAUACCAUCUCCCUGUUUCGACAAGUGGUUCUGUGUGGCAAGCGGCAGAUGUGGCAGGUGAAAGGCCAUAUUUCGCCAUUAUUGAUCAAGCUCAUUUCAUGUGUGAUUUAUGGUCUGCUGAUUGGCUCAAUGUUCUAUGAGCUACCAGAGAACACCGAUGGCAUGUACUCGCGUGGAGGAGUGAUAUUCUACUCCUCUAUUUUGCUUGCUUGGCUUCAAAUGUCCGAGCUAGAAGAAGCAAUGCAAGGCCGGGAUAUACUCAGUCGCCAAAAGAAGUUUGCCUUCGUACGACCAAGCGCCGUAUGCCUGGCUAGGGUUCUUGCGGACCUUGUCCUGGUCUUCGUUCUCGUGCUCUUGUUUCUGAUUGUUGUCUACUUCCUGGCUGGGUUGAAAGCAAGUGCGGGAUCCUUUUGGAUUGAUUUCCUCUUGAUUUACCUGUGCACAAUCUGUCUGACUGCCCAGUUCCGGCUAUUUGCUGCUGCAUCAUCGAACUUCGAAGUCGCAUUGCGCUACAGCGGGGUUUCUGUACUGUUUUGCAUCGUCUUUGGCGGCUAUGUGCUCUCUGUGGACAAGAUGAUGAAUAACGUUCCUUGGGUAGGGUGGAUAGCGUACACUACGCCGGCGCUAUAUACAUACGAAGCAAUGAUGGCGGCAGAGUUUCAUAACACCAAAUUCUCAUGUGCGCCUGGCGCAGUUGUACCUUCAGGGUACACCUACAAUAAUGUUGCUUAUCAAACUUGUGGUAUUUCUGGUAGUCAGCCAGGGACAACAACGGUUGAUGGCGAUCAUUAUUUGGCCGUGCAUUACGGUUUUUAUUACCGGAAUGUGUGGCGCAACUUUGGGAUACUAUGCCUUUUUACGCUUGUUUACAUUGCCGCUACAUGCUGGCUGAGUGAAGCUCUUGACUGGGAGCCAGGCAGUACCGGGCCAAUCCAAUACCGAAAGCGCGCCAAAAGCAGCCAGCGCAAUUUCAAGAGUAACCAGGACGAAGAGAACGGUCCUGUACAGGCUCUUGGAAGUGCCCCGCCCCCAACCCAACCUUCUUGCCAACAACCAGUUCAAACUGUCAAAGGUACUUCUUCAACUUUUACGUGGAAGAACCUUGAACUCGAAGUCCAAUGUGGGAAAGAGACUAGGAAGCUGUUGGAUGACGUGAAUGGCUACUGCAGACCCGGGACGCUGACAGCUCUUGUAGGAGCCUCUGGGGCGGGUAAAUCAACUUUAUUGACUGUUCUCACGCAAAGACAAGCAUCAGGGAUAUUGUCUGGAACCAUGAGCGUGGAUGGACGUCCCGUUGACGAAUCUUUCAAACGCAAUAUCGGAUAUUGCCCGCAGAUGGAUGUUCAUGACGAGACUAGCACUAUUCGAGAAGCUCUUGAGUUUUCCGCACUGCUUCGUCAGCCUGUAUGUGUCCGGAAACAAGAUAAGCUCUCUUACGUGGACACCGUCUUGCAUACCCUUGAACUGGUUGACUUCCAGAACGCCAUCAUCGGAUCUUUGGAUAUCGAGAAGAAAAGGCGGGUCACUAUCGGAGUGGAGCUCUGUGCGAAACCUGAGCUGCUGCUCUUCUUAGAUGAACCCACCAGUGGCCUGGGAAGUCAAGGCGCAUCGAGCAUUGUGUCUCUUCUGCGGCGCCUGGCCGACCAAGGAUUAGCCAUCCUUUGCACCAUCCAUCAAGCAAACCAAGAGCAAUUCGAACAAUUUGACAGAGUCCUGGCCCUCAGCCCGGGCGGACGAACUUACUAUUUCGGUGAAAUCGGAAGAUCUGGAUGUUGCAUUUUUGAUUAUUUCACGAAGUACGGCGACCAGCCCAAGAAAAUCACCAACGCAGCAGACUACUUGAUUGAAGUCGUUGUCGGGGGCAUGAGGGAUACCGGCCACAAGGUGGACUGGGCAGACAUAUGGGAUGGAUCCGCUGAGGCUGACGCCCUCAAAAAGGAGAUCUCCAACAUCCACAGGGCGAGGUCGCAAAAUACUGAAUCAUGUGACAGCACGAAGCAGACUCAUUCUAUGCCGCCCCUGUAUUGUCAGAUCAGCCUUUUGACGCAGCGCACGCUUCGGCAGUACUGGCGGAGCCCUGAAUACCCCUAUUCGCGGCUUUACGCAUCGUUCUUCCAUGCUUUGAUUAACGGAUUGACAUAUUUGCAAAUCGGAAACAGUUCUACAGACCUGCAAUCGAAAGCAUUCUCCUGUUUUCUGGUUCUGAUGCUGGUGCCGGAGUUCAUCAAUGCAAUUUCGAUGCGAUUCAUUUUGAACCGUGAUAUCUGGAAGACCAGGGAGGGACCCAGUGGAGUGUAUUCCUGGGUUGCAUUUUGCACCGCACAGAUAAUCUCGGAAAUACCGUACGCGAUAAUCAGCGGAGUGGUAUUCUACGUGUUGUAUUACUUCCUUGUCGGUCUUCCUCUGGGGUUCGCAGCUGCUUAUACGUUCUUGAUGUUCUUCCUCUUUUUCCUUUUCGCUACGUCCUGGGGUCAAUGGAUCGCUGCUUUAAGCGCGGAUUCAAUGGUGGCUGCUACCCUUAUGCCAUUUUUCAUCAUCAUGUGCGAGCUGUUCAACGGUAUCUUGCAGCCACACAAGAACAUGCCUGUGUUCUGGAAGUACACGAUGUACUAUGUCACGCCGUUCACUUACUGGAUAGGUGGUGUAUUGACGUCUGUUCUACGUGGUAUGCCCGUUGUCUGCAGUCAAGAUGAGUUGGUUGUUUUCGAGAGCCCGCCCAACACGACGUGCGGAGAGUAUGCGAUGCCCUGGCUGUCCAGUACGGGCAGCGGUUAUCUCUCAAAUCCUGAUGGUCGUGGCCACUGCGGAUACUGCAAGUAUAGUCGAGGUGAUGAUGUGAGUCUUAUUUGGUUGGGAAUGUAA